Messenger RNA from Hippocampus comes (tiger tail seahorse), 3569 nucleotides. Its product is annotated as retinitis pigmentosa 1-like 1 protein. The transcript has 11 exons. The record is from RefSeq and is a predicted model, not a curated record. Bases 163 to 1515 code for a protein of 450 amino acids. NCBI's taxonomy places the organism in Eukaryota, Metazoa, Chordata, Actinopteri, Syngnathiformes, Syngnathidae.
CUCCUCCAAUCCAGACAAAAGAAGGAGAAAGGCGAGGAAGAACCUUAUCUCAGCACCUUGGACACGGCUUCCAGCACACACACAUACACACACUUCCGAACCUUCGCACCUUUAUUGUCCAACAUAACCCGGUCCAUUCGAACCGCUGAAAGCCGUGUUCCAAUGAUGUCAUACCUGUGGAUCCUGCUGCUCUCUGGAGCCUUGUUGGCUGGACGUGCUAACACACAAGAUGACGUGGCCCCAACAGAGGAUGAUACCGUCCAUUCAACCUUGCUGCCUGAAAUUGUCGAGAAUUUAGACUUACAUGCUGAAGCUGGAAUAGAGAAAAUAGUGCCAGUAAGUGAACCUGAGCCAACUGAUGCUGGAGCCCAUGAACAUGUGACUCCACCUGAAGGAGAAGCACAACCAGACGCGCCGUCAGAGACAGACCCAGAACCUGAUCAAUCACAACCAGAGGCUACUGCAGACAAAGAACCAGAGGCUACUAUCGAAGGAGAAGCAGAAACAGCUCCAAAAGUAGAAGAAGAGUCUACAGCCGAACCAGAACCAGAGGCUGCAGCAGAACCGGAACCAGAGGAUGCAGCAGGUCCAGAGGCUGCAGCAGGACCAGCAUCAGAACCAGAUGUUGCACCAGAACCAGAGGAUGCAGCAGAACCAGCAGCAGAACCAGAACCAGAGGAGGCAGCAGAACCGGAGGCUGCAGCAGAACCAGAACCAGAGGCUACAGCAGAACCAGAACCAGAUGCUGCAGCAGGACCAGCAGCAGAACCAACAGCUGCAGCAGAACCAGCAGCAGCACCAGAACCAGAAGCAGAGGAUGCAGCAGAACCAGAAGCAGAGGAUGCAGCAGACCCAGAACCAGAGGCUCCGGCAGAACCAGAACCAGAUGCUACUGCAGAAGGAGAAGCAGAAUCAGAGGCUGCUGAGUCGGAAGCAGCGUCAUCAACGCAAGGUCCCGCGGCCGGUCCUGAACAUCCAGAUUCUGCGCAAGACAUUCCCGAUGUGGAUGAAGAACCGAGCACCAGCACUGCUGAUGUAUCGCAUGCCCACGAAGAGCAUGGCUCUGAAGAUGAAGGCACAGCAGGAGCAGAUGCAGCUGUGCCACAUGACCAGUCGGCUCAUGCAGGCGUGGAGGUGGACGUUGGCACAGAAAUAAAGGCCCAGGUCCCUUCAGAUGGAGGCUUUAACUUGGAAGAUGCUCUGUCACGAGGCAACGCGCAGGACACGCCAGCCCAUUCAGGGAGGAGCAAGAAUGCGGGAUCAGGGGCGCAUGCUGCUGAAGCCACAGGAGGAGAAAUCGACGCUGAAGAAUCCGGCUCGGGCUCCUUGGCAGCAAUUUUGUGUGCAGUGGGUGUGGCCUUUGUGGGUGCAGGCACCGCAUAUUAUACCUACCAGAAGAAGAAACUCUGCUUCAAGAAUUUACACGAAGAAGACCCUGAGGCUGCUCGCAAAGCCGACGCAGGCGAGGCCCAGUCGGACCCUCAAGUCCUUAGCAAUUUGCUGAACUCCUCAUAGAGCGGAGUUGAUCAUGUGACUCGACCUGGACCAACCACAGUCAAGCAAAGUGGCAAGCUCACUGUUAGGCUUUAUCCACUGUGGAGCUGCAUUACUGUGAGGCCCCCGGUUGGCGGCUGUGUGUGUGUGUGUGUGUGUGUGUGUGUGUGUGUGUGUGUGUGUGUGUGUGUGUGUGUGUGUGUGUGCGUGUGUGUGUGUGUUUCAAAAAGGGACUGAAAGUGUGUACGUGUGUGUAUUCAUUAGCACAGGAUGUGGGUAAAAGCAACAAAGCAACUUAAUUUGCAUCAACAAUUGGCCAGACAUUUUGUUUGUCCAAGUUUUUCCAAAUACUUUUGAUAAUUUUAAUGAGGCACGCCCAUCAAUUUAUAGGUAUUGGGAAAAAAAAACAACACUGUGAGUGAUGUCCUUUUAUUGUCAGUUCCAUUAUUGUAUGUUGACAGGGUUUAUUUCAAAUCAGCCACAAUCUUGACGACGUAAUUGACUACCUUUGAAAACUAUGUCAACAAAAAAUACAUGUUAAGCAGUGUACGCACAUCUGAACCGAUUUUUGUUAUGACACACAUGAUAAGUUAAAAAAAUCAAAAUAAAAUCGCAAGUGUGGAAUUCCUGCCCCACACAAAGAUAUACAGACGGGGUGGGAAAAAAAUCACUCGUGACAUGCCGCAGUCUGUACACUCAAUUUUUCACAGACAUCUCACAAUCAGGCCUUUUGCUCAUGUUGUUCAAAAGGGAAGAAAAAUGCUCAGAUUCGGCCGGAUUAUCAAUGCAUGUGUGUGCAGAGCGAUUCAAGUAGUUAGUGGAUGGGAAACGGAAGUUCAGAUGCAAUAGUUGCUCUAUUGUGGCAAAGACAAAUGACUUGGAGUAGGUGAGAGUUGAUCCAUUAAAUCAGGAAAUACGUCAUGUAUUGCCUAAACAUUGAGAUAUACUGUACAUAAACUAAUGAUUAAUGAACAAAAAAAAAAAGACUAGUGUCUUUUACAGCAUACAGUACUGUACGUGACUCCCUUAGCUUCAAAACAGCAUCUCAAUCAAAAUUAGAUUUUUAUCGGGGGACUCGGUGAAACUGACUUGCAACUCUUUUUAGCUAAGUUUGGGAACCCUGCUGCGACGAGCAAAAAGUAUCAGCACUGAUGUGGGUUCCAAACAAGACAUUUUGAACUUGGAAGACUUUGGCAAAGGCUCCUUUUCUGUUCCAAGAGGCAUGAUUGGUUGAUGUUUAUGGACUGAUGGACAAUAGCACCACCCAAAAGAGAAGACACUGCAACAUUUCCAUUUUCUAGUUUGGCGUCUCAAUACUUUUGCUCAUUUUGGUGUAUUUUAAGACGUAAAAAAAAAACAAGAAAAAAGUCCCGAUAGCGUUUUAGUGGCUGAGGUCAUGUGUCACUGUGAGUUUUGUACUUCGAUGUUGUCAGUCUGGUUUCUCUAGAGUGCCUUUCACCGUCCCUAUCUGGCUUGUCCCGUGUACAGACACACUGAAUGUCUCCUGAAUGUCCACUCUUGAACGAGAUGUUCACUUUAAAAGCCCGUCGAGCACUUAGCACUUGGCACUCUCAAGCCACAACUGAAGAGAUUCACCUGCACGGUUGAAUUACGGUACAGUCAGUCUGUCCAGUCGAACCGGGAAACUCCUCAGCGGAGGAGGCCCGGCAGCUUGAGAAACAUCAUUUGCUUUAAUGCGGACUCUUGCGAUUUCACUGAGCUGACGACUUUUUGUCUGCUCAGAAUGGAGACUUUCACAUCGCAUUUCGCCUUUAUUUAUCGUCAAAUUUGAGUCUGAGCAUAACAUUCAACGACUAAAACCCAUUUUUCUUCAGCUAUGAGAGUGAAAAAUGUGAUAUCUUCAUUAAGUAAUAAUUACAUGCUCUAUUCCGCCCCCGCCCCCUAUUUUGUUUGUAAAAAUACUACAUUUGAAAGUUGCCUGAAAACAAUAAUUACCAUAUUGAUUUAGAGUAGCUGUUGCAUGAACCUAACUGUACAUUGUGGGGUGGUAUUGUUUGAUCAAGCGAUGUGUGUAACGUGUGACAAUGGUUAGUUAGAAUGUAAAGUCUGAUUGU